AAGAGAAAUGGCAGAGUCCCAAACAAAAACGAUUCGUUUUGGUAUAAUAGGAUGUGCCCAGAUUGCUAGGAAAGUGAUCCGAGCUAUAAGUCUAGCUUCCAGAGCCACCCUCCACGCCAUUGGAAGCCGGUCCAUUGAAAAGGCCCAGAAAUUUGCAGCCCUCUGUGGACUAUCCGAGACUCUGGUCAAGGUCUACGGGAGCUAUGAUCAGGUGCUGGACGACCCAUGUGUGGAUGCGGUUUAUGUUCCACUACCAACCAGCCUUCACUUGCAGUGGGCAAUCUUGGCCGCCCGUAAGAAGAAGCAUUUGCUGUUGGAGAAACCGACGGCUCUUGAUGUGCAUGAACUUGAUCGGAUCUUGGAAGCAUGCCAAUCUAACGGUGUGCAGUUCAUGGAUGGAAGUAUGUGGCUGCAUCACCCUAGGACUGCCAGAAUGAAGGAGUUGAUUUUUGAUUCCAAGCUCCUUGGUCAAGUUAAUUUUAUUCAUAGCACAUCAACAACUUUAAUGCCCCCAGAAUUCUUUGAAAGCAACAUCAGAGUAAAGCCAGACUUAGACUCUCUUGGUGCAGUUGGGGACCUUGCUUGGUAUUGCAUAGGAGCUUUCUUAUGGGCAAAAGACUAUAAAUUACCAUCUAUAGUCACUGCUUUACCAGGUACCAUAAAAAACUCAGCAGGGGUCACAUUGACAUGCACUGCUUCCUUCCAUUGGGAAGACAACACGGUUGCAAUAAUCCACUGCUCUUUCCUCUCCGAAUCCUCCAUGGACUUGGCAGUAUCGGGGUCUAAUGGCAACCUCCAUCUCGCCGACUUCAUCAUCCCAUUCCGGGAGGAUUCUGCUUCAUUCGAAUUUGUUUCUGGUGCUAAGUAUUCAGAACUCCAGAUUGGGUGGACUGCAAAACCUGAGGAACUCAUAGUGGAUUCUAAGCUGCCUCAGGAGGUUUUGAUGGUUGAAGAGCUUGCAGGGCUUGUUGAAGGCAUUAGAGAUUAUGGGAAUUCACCAAAUGGGAAAUGGCCUGAGAUUAGUAGGAAGACACAACUGGUGUUAGAUGCUGUCAUGAAAUCUAUUGAUCUUGGUUGUAAACCUGUAAACUUGUAAUUUUUUUUGUUUUUUUGAAAUUAGAAUUUGACAUUGAAUAUUUGACACUUACUAAGGUAAUUAUUAUGUUGUUGGUGGUGUUGGUGAUGAUAAA
Messenger RNA from Ziziphus jujuba (common jujube), 1190 nucleotides. RefSeq lists its product as uncharacterized. Gene Ontology annotation, molecular function: nucleotide binding. Lineage: Eukaryota; Viridiplantae; Streptophyta; Magnoliopsida; Rosales; Rhamnaceae. The transcript has 2 exons. The record is from RefSeq and is a predicted model, not a curated record. Bases 8 to 1096 code for a protein of 362 amino acids.